Messenger RNA from Drechmeria coniospora, 2610 nucleotides. Its product is annotated as dynamin-2. Gene Ontology annotation, biological process: peroxisome fission; mitochondrial fission. The transcript is spliced from 4 exons. Gene Ontology annotation, cellular component: membrane; cytoplasm; microtubule. Gene Ontology annotation, molecular function: GTP binding; microtubule binding; GTPase activity. Bases 1 to 2610 code for a protein of 869 amino acids. The record is from RefSeq and is a predicted model, not a curated record. Lineage: Eukaryota; Fungi; Ascomycota; Sordariomycetes; Hypocreales; Ophiocordycipitaceae.
AUGAAGAGGCACCAACGCCAACGCGCCUUCAUCACAAGGGCCAAGGCCGACACGCUCCCAGGCUUGCCAAAGCACGGAUCGACGACGAUCUACGCCCACGUCAACAACCACAUCCAGCCACAACAUCACAGCGUCCUCUUUGUCCUCUUCCUCGCGGAUCGCCUGUCCAUCUCUCCUUUUCGUCUCGUCCUCGCCGCCAUGGCUGCCCUUGGCGAUGAUCUCCUGAGCACCGUCAACAAGCUGCAGGAUUUGGUCUUCAACACCAUCGGCAGCGACUCCCUCGACCUGCCGCAGAUCGUCGUCGUCGGUUCUCAAUCGGCUGGCAAAUCAUCGGUCCUCGAGAACAUUGUUGGCCGAGAUUUUCUUCCCCGUGGAAGCGGCAUCUGCACCAGGCGGCCUCUAAUACUCCAGCUCAUCAACGUACCGGAGGACGAAGCCUCAUCUGCGGGUUUCUCCCAUGACGCCUACCGAUCGCCCGCCGCCGCCGCCGCACAACGGUACGAGUGGGCUGAGUUCCACCACAUUCCCAAUCGAAGAUUCACCGAUUUUUCCGACGUCAAGCGCGAGAUCGAAAACGAGACGUCUCGGGUCGCCGGUGCGAACAAGGGCAUCAACAGGCAGCCCAUCAACCUCAAGAUCUUCUCCCCCAGCGUCUUGAAUUUGACCCUCGUCGACCUUCCUGGCUUGACAAAGGUACCCAUCGGUGACCAGCCGAGCGACAUUGAGAAGCAGACGAGGAACCUCAUCUCGGAAUACAUCGCCAAGCCCAACAGUCUGAUCCUCGCCGUCUCGCCUGCCAAUGUUGACAUUGUCAAUUCGGAGGCCUUGAAACUCGCCCGCCAUGUGGACCCUCUUGGCCGAAGGACCAUCGGUGUCCUCACCAAGCUCGACCUGAUGGAUCACGGCACCAACGCCCUCGACAUCCUGUCCGGUCGCGUCUACCCUCUGAAGCUCGGCUUCAUCGGUGUCGUCAACCGGUCGCAGCAGGACAUUCAGGGCAGCAAGCCGAUGGACGAGGCGCUGCAGGCGGAGACGGACUUUUUCAAGCAUCACCCCGCCUACAGGAACAUCUCGAACCGGUGCGGCACCCAAUUCUUGGCCAAGACGCUCAACACGACGCUCAUGUCCCACAUUCGAGACCGCCUUCCCGACAUCAAGGCCCGUCUGAACACGCUCAUGGGUCAGACCCAGCAGGAUCUUGCCAGCUACGGCGACAUGCACUUCAGCGGCAAGGAGCACCGCGGCUCGCUCAUCCUGCAGCAGAUGACGCGCUUCGCAAACUCGUUCAUCUCCUCCAUCGACGGUACCUCGGCCGAGAUCUCGACCAAGGAGCUCUGUGGCGGUGCGCGCAUCUACUACAUCUUCAACUCUGUUUUCGGCAGUUCCCUCGAAACCAUCGAUCCGACCUCCAACCUGACGGCCCUGGACAUCCGCACCGCCAUCCGCAACUCCACCGGACCGCGCCCGAGCCUCUUCGUUCCGGAAAUGGCCUUUGACCUUUUGGUGAAGCCGCAGAUCAAGCUUCUGGAGAUCCCCAGUCAGCGCUGCGUCGAGCUCGUGUACGAGGAGCUCAUCAAGAUCUGCCACACCUGUGGCUCUACCGAGCUCUCCAGGUUCCCGAGGUUACAGGCCAGGCUCAUCGAGACGGUGUCGGACCUGCUCCGCGAGCGGCUCGGUCCUUGCUCCAGCUAUGUCGAGUCUCUCAUCUCCAUCCAGCGUGCGUACAUCAACACGAACCACCCCAACUUCCUCGGCGCCGCCGCAGCCAUGAGCAACGUCGUCAGCGCCAAGCAGGAGCGCGAACGCAAGCGGCUUCUCCAGGAGGAGCGCGAGCGGCGCGAGAAACGCCGGCUCAAGGAGCUCGGCCCCAACGGCACGAACCCGACCGAGGACGGCGAGGAGAGUCUCGGCGCGGAAAAGGGAGACGUCGGCGCCCGCAGGAACGGCGCAAAGGGCGCGCGAAGCCUGUCACCCGCCGUCAACGAAAACGCUCACGGCGGUCUCGCGGCCGCCGUCAACGGAAUCCGUUCACACUCUCCUUCCCGCCUCAACGGCCAACAAGGCCUAGGGGGGGCCAGGGACACGUUUCUGAACUAUUUCUUCGGGAAAGAGGGUCUCUCUCCGUCCAACCUGCCCGCGUCGUCCCCGCACGCAGCUGGCGCCAGGCACAGAGAGGCACCAGAACCCGGCUAUGCGCAUGGUCUGCGUCGGGAGGACAAGAUGGUUCUACGAUCGCCCCCGUCACGGGAUGACGAGUUCGAGCCUGUCGGGCGAAGCUACGGAUUAGCAUCCCACUUUGGCGAGUCGAACGAGCCAGCCAUGACGGACCGCGAGGCCAUGGAGACGGAGCUUAUCCGGGCCCUCAUCUCAUCCUACUUCAACAUUGUCCGCGAGUCCAUCGCCGACCAGGUUCCCAAGGCUGUCAUGCAUCUGCUCGUCAAUUUCUGCAAAGACGUGGUGCAGAAUCGUCUUGUCAGCGAGCUGUACAAGGAAGCCUUGUUCGAGGAGCUGCUGUACGAGGACGACGGCGUCAAGAAGGAACGCGAGAAGUGCGAGCUGCUGCUGCAGACGUACCGAGAGGCGGCGAAGAUUAUCGGCGAGGUACUGUAA